Saccoglossus kowalevskii is the source of this 525-nucleotide messenger RNA. Its product is annotated as integumentary mucin A.1-like. Lineage: Eukaryota; Metazoa; Hemichordata; Enteropneusta; Harrimaniidae. The record is from RefSeq and is a predicted model, not a curated record.
AUGGAACCUACCACUGAGAACAUUAGAAUAGAACCUACAACAUUGGAUUCUACCACUGAGACCACUACAAUGGAACCUACCACUGAGCUAACAACAAUGGAACUUACCAUUAAGACAACAACUUUGGGUCCUGCCACAGGGAUAACAACAAUGGAACCUUCCAUUGAGAUGUCCACAGCAAUAGAACCAUCCACAGGGAUACAAACAAUUGAGCCUGCAACUGAGAUAACAACAAUGGAACCUACCACUGAGAUCACUGCAAUGGAACCUAUUAUUGAGAUAACAACAAUGGGGCCUGCAACAGGGAUAACAACAAUGGAAUCAACCACUGAUAUACCAACAGUUGAACCAACCAAAGGGAUAACAAGUUUAGAGACUGCAACUGACAUAACAACAUUGGAACCUAAGAUCACUUCAAUGAAACCUAUCACUAAGAUAACAACAAUGGAACCGUCAUCUGAGACCAUUACAGUGGAACCUACCAUCGAGAUAACAACAAUGGAACCGACCACUGAGAUCACUACA